Messenger RNA from Lecanosticta acicola, 839 nucleotides. The record is from the annotation of a GenBank genome assembly. Lineage: Eukaryota; Fungi; Ascomycota; Dothideomycetes; Mycosphaerellales; Mycosphaerellaceae.
AUGGUCGCCGACGCAGUCAUAUACCACCCAUCGGUGUCUCAUUUCAAUCGCUUUGUCGCGACGACAGGUAUAGCCUCUGGUACCCUCUCCACCAUCGCUUCAAUGCUCACACAGUACAGUCGGCCGCGACAAGACUCUUAGAACGAUCCAAUACUUCUCCCGCUUCCUCGCCUGGUACCUCUACCGCACCAACCACCCCACCUCCACCAUCGCUCCCUUCGAAGCGCUUAAGAAGAACUUCUCCACCGUCCGAAAAGCCAUGCGAAUCGGCAAAUUCGUCGAACAUCUCAAAGCAGCUGCCGUAGCUGCCGAUGCGAAGAGCAUGGACCCAGUCCUCAAGUAUCUCGCUAUUGGCAGACAGGUGGGAUACGCGCUCUAUCUUGCUCUAGACACGGUGUGCUAUGUGGAUCAGAGUGGGGUGUACAAACUGUCUGGCGAAGGAGGGAAGAGAUUGCAGCGGGAAGCUUAUAGGGCUUGGUGGGUUGGUCUGGUCUGUAAUGUUGCUGCAGGCGGGUAUACGUUGUAUAAUUUGCAGCAGAUUGCGAAGAAGCAGCAGAGUGAGACUGAAGAUGCGGAGAAGAAGGUUGAGGAGAAGAAAUUGGAGAGGUAUGUCCACAUUGCAUUACCAGAUGGGCGGUGUGAGAGCACUUGUGCUAAUGAUGCUUUGUGGUUUUAGGGAACGAGCGGCUACGCUGCUACAACUCCUCUCGGACCUUUGCGACUUGACGAUUCCUACGUCUGCCAUUGGACUGAUGGACUUGGAUGAUGGAAUCGUGGGACUGGCAGGUACCGUCAGCUCUUUGAUUGGGCUGCGGGCCGCUUGGGCGAAGACUUCAUAA